Molecule: messenger RNA, 1227 nt
Organism: Drosophila arizonae
Lineage: Eukaryota; Metazoa; Arthropoda; Insecta; Diptera; Drosophilidae
Source: RefSeq, a predicted model, not a curated record
AAUUUCUAGAAAAGAAAAACAACAUAUCGUUUUGGCAAUGGCUAAUCUUAAGUUAAGAUCGCGGCAAGUAUUGCUUAUAAAUUUCAAGUGAGAAACCUAUAAUUUUUGGAAUCCAUGAGUCGAUCAUGGCUGGCCCUAGGCCUGAGUCUCGUCUUCCUCCCUUGGCUGGGAGCACAGAAGGGAACCGUGUGCCACGAGCGAGUGCCCCAGAGAGCAAACAGAACGAAUGAAGAGGUGGGCUGGAGUUUGCGUGAGGUUUGCUGCAAAGGCUAUGAGGGUACGCCGGGCGGGUGCCGACCCCGCUGCAAUCCCCGGUGCGUGAACGCCCAGUGCACCGCUCCACAGCAAUGCACCUGCGACUUGGGCUACGAAAUACUGAGCGAGCACGAGUUCAGCAACGCCGGCUGCCAGCCGAAAUGCCACGCCUGUCGCAAUGGCGAUUGCAUUUCGCCUGGCCGCUGUCGCUGUUGGCCCGGCUACGCGAAGAGUCGCAAGUCGCUGAGCUGCCAGCCAGUGCCGCAGCUACUCCAGCCUGCCGAGCAAUGUGAGUCCCGUUGUCGGAGCACUCGCUGGCUAAAGUACUUCAGCUGGAGCCAUCUGUUGAGUGGUCGUACACCCAACACCGUUCCCAUUUGUCGCCAGAAUCAGACGGAGCCUUGUCUACAGCUGGAUCGAUGCGUCUGCAAUAGUCUCAGCGAGCGGCUGAUUUGCCAGGAUCCAGCUCAGAGACUGCCACAGCAAUAUGUGUGCAGUGAUCCAGUGGAUCAGACAGUCAAGACUCAUCCAGAACUACUAACUGAGAGUUUAGAUGCAGGAUCGUCUAUCAAUCGAAUAGUAAACAUCAAACAGGUGCAUAAACAAGAUCGGAAAAAUCGUGAUUAUGAAAAUUAUCUCUCAUCUAAUGCUGAUCUUAAAGAUCACAGAAAUCCAUCUAUCAAUACCGAUCGAAAUACGACAAAUCAGCUCCAUCCAAAAGAUCAGAGAAUUGAAAUUGGAUCUGUAGAUGAUGCUAUUGAUGGGACUGAUCAAACAGCUAUGAUUUAUCAAGCGGAUCCAUUGUCUACGACUGCGACUUCGUGGAUGACUCCUCUGAUAGAUCACUCAACUCCAAUUGAUCAAAAUCAACACAAUCCAUUUUUCAGCACAGAUGAUAUAGAACAGCUCAACCACGACGGAACACAAGCAAAAUCAAUCGAGCGAACAUUGAAGAACGAAAUCAAGAACUAA